Messenger RNA from Prunus dulcis (almond), 1840 nucleotides. RefSeq names its product protein phosphatase 2C 70. The record is from RefSeq and is a predicted model, not a curated record. Bases 51 to 1787 code for a protein of 578 amino acids. Lineage: Eukaryota; Viridiplantae; Streptophyta; Magnoliopsida; Rosales; Rosaceae. Gene Ontology annotation, biological process: protein dephosphorylation. The transcript has 13 exons. Gene Ontology annotation, molecular function: protein serine/threonine phosphatase activity; protein binding; cation binding.
UUCUCGCAAACUCAAAGCCAAUCUCUAUCUCCUGGAGGGGAGAGAGAGCGAUGACGAUGACGAUGCUAGAGGGCAUUGUCGGUGUUCUUCUCCUUAUGCUUCUUCUGAUCCUCAUCCUCAUCUUCGUCGCCUGUAAACCAUGGCGUUUCUUCUUCUCUUCUCGUUCUCGCACUAUCAAGGUUGGUGAGCUUGAGAGACCCCUUGUUUCGGAUGAUGCGGAUCAGGUCCGGAACCAGGGUAAUGAAUUUCGAAGAGGUUAUGAUCUAGAGGGAGCAUGUUUCCAAAAUGAAGGGAAUUUUCGCUCACCCCGAACACAAGGACUUAUUUAUAAACCGAGGCUUCCCACCACAGCUCCCAAUUCGACUCAAGGUGACUUGAUCCUAGAUGUGAUUUCUGAUGCUCCGGAAGAUAUUUUAGUUGGUCAGACACUCAAGCGUCCAUUGGUGACACAGCAGUUAGUAGAAGAUCAGAAGUUUGAUAGACAGAUUUUAGAACAUGAUAGACUUCAAGAGUUUGUGCCCAAUGAUAUUCUAUAUCAAAUCUCCUUUAGAAGUGCAGGAACCUGCCUCAACCUGGAGGUCAUUUCUGGUCCUUCCCAGGGACUUCGUUGCUCUGUACAGUCAACAAAUUCUGCUAGGCUUCCUCUGACCCUUGGAAGGGUUCCUCCAAGUGAUUUACUAUUGAAGGAUUCGGAGGUGUCAGGAAAGCAUGCAUUGAUAAACUGGAAUUCGAAUAAAAUGAAGUGGGAGCUUGUAGACAUGGGCAGCCUUAAUGGAACACUUCUAAACUCUCAGCCAAUCAAUAAUCCUGAUUCUGGAAGUAGACAUUGGGGUAAGCCAAUGGAGCUAGCAAGUGGAGACGUAAUAACUCUUGGAACGACCUCAAAAGUAUUUGUUCAUAUUUCAUCUGAAACUGAGAGUCAGAUCCCCUUUGGGCUUGGUGUGGCUUCAGAUCCCAUGGCUCUGCGUCGCGGAGGGAAGAAGCUUCCGAUGGAAGAUGUGUGCUACUAUCAAUGGCCUCUUCCUGGGAUUGAUCAGUUUGGACUAUUUGGUAUCUGUGAUGGACAUGGUGGAGCAGAGGCUGCCAGAUCUGCUAGCAAGCUUCUUCCUGAGAUUGUUGCUAACAUUUUAUCGGAUUCACUAAAAAGGGAGAGGGUUUUAUCACUAUGUGAUGCUUCAGAUGUUCUUAAGGAUGCUUUUUUUCAGACCGAAGCAGGCAUGAAUCACCAUUAUGAGGGUUGUACUGCUACUCUGCUUCUGGUUUGGACUGAUGGUAAAGACAAUUUCUUUGCACAAUGUGCAAACCUUGGGGAUUCAGCUUGUGUUAUGAACGUUGAUGGGAAGCUGAUUAAGAUGACGGAGGACCAUAGAAUUUCUAGUUAUGGUGAAAGACUCCGAAUCCAGGAAACAGGACAGCCAUUGAAAGAGGGGGAAACACGUCUAUGUGGUUUGAACCUUGCUCGGAUGCUUGGAGACAAAUUUCUCAAACAGCAGGAUUCGCGCUUCAGUUCAGAACCAUAUAUUAGCCAAGUGGUACAAAUUGAUCAAGCGAGCAGGGCCUUUGCGCUAAUGGCCAGCGACGGCUUAUGGGACGUAAUUAGCGUGAAGAAGGCCAUUCAGCUAGUUCUUCAGACGAGAGAGAGAUACUCGAUGGAUGGGGAGAAUUUGGCGGAGAAGACUGCUAAUGUUUUGUUGAGUGAGGCUAGAACAGUGCGAACAAAGGAUAAUACCUCUAUAAUUUUCUUAGAUUUUGAUACUUCUAGAAUCUCAUGUAAAGCUGAAUCUUGAUAUGAGUUAAAAAAAGUUAAUAGUUUCACAGCAAUAAUUUUCUCUUCUUUUUC